AAACAGACUUUGACAUCCGCCUGAUUGGAGGUCCAGAACCCAAUGUGGGCCGUGUAGAAGUGUACUACAGUGGUUAUUGGGGAAGUGUUUGUGGCUCCAGCUACUGGGACUACAGGGACGCUAAUGUAACGUGCAGGACGUUAGGAUACAGCGAUGGCCAUCAAAUAUAUCGGACCACCCGUUAUGGCGCUCUAACAGACCCUGUAUGGAUGGCAGGUGUAGACUGUACCGGUACGGAGGACAGUCUAGCUGAUUGUUCCUUUGACGGAUGGGGUCAAGUUGGUUAUUGCAGUAGUUACUCCGCUAGUGUUUUCUGUUAUAAUUUCAUAGAAACAGACUUUGACAUCCGCCUGAGUGGAGGCCCGGAACCUAAUGCGGGCCGUGUAGAAGUGUUUUACAGUGGUUACUGGGGAAGUGUUUGUGGCCUAUACGACUGGGACGACAGAGACGCUAAUGUAACGUGCAGGAUGUUAGGAUACAGUGCUGGUCAUCAAAUAUAUCGGUCCCACCGUUAUGGCAGUCUAACAGACCCUGUAUGGAUGGCAGGUGUAGACUGUAACGGUACGGAGGACAGUCUAGCGGAUUGUUCCUUUGACGGAUGGGGUCAAGCUGGUUCUUGCAGUGGUUACCCCGCUAGUGUUUCCUGUUAUUAUAUCACAGAAACAGACUUUGAUAUCCGCUUGAGUGGAGGUCCAGAACCAAAUGUGGGGCGCAUAGAAGUGUAUUACAGUG
Messenger RNA from Mizuhopecten yessoensis (Yesso scallop), 732 nucleotides. RefSeq names its product neurotrypsin-like. Lineage: Eukaryota; Metazoa; Mollusca; Bivalvia; Pectinida; Pectinidae. The record is from RefSeq and is a predicted model, not a curated record. The transcript is spliced from 5 exons. The annotation marks the transcript as partial. Gene Ontology annotation, cellular component: membrane.